Messenger RNA from Guillardia theta CCMP2712, 1497 nucleotides. RefSeq lists its product as hypothetical. The transcript is spliced from 7 exons. NCBI's taxonomy places the organism in Eukaryota, Cryptophyceae, Pyrenomonadales, Geminigeraceae. Bases 14 to 1417 code for a protein of 467 amino acids. The record is from RefSeq and is a predicted model, not a curated record. Gene Ontology annotation, biological process: proteolysis. Gene Ontology annotation, molecular function: serine-type carboxypeptidase activity.
GCCCUGCAACAACAUGGCGCCUUGGAUGGCUGUUGUUGCAAUGGUGGCGAUAGGAAUGCAGGUAGCGCUGGCAGUGCCGACGCACAGCAGAAGAAGAGCAGGAGGAGGGCUGGCUGAGCCGCUGGCUCCUGGAGCUACUGAUGAGAUCACUGAUCUUCCUGGACUGCCAAAGGAAGUGAGCAAGUUCAAGCAAUACGCAGGCUACAUCCCUGUUGGUGGUGGAAAAUCGCUCUUCUAUUGGUUUGUCGAAGCUCAGAAGAAUCCCGCAUCUUCUCCCCUUGUCUUGUGGACCAACGGGGGUCCAGGGUGCAGCGGUCUCACAGGGUUUCUUAGCGAGCAGGGUCCUUUCCGAGCAGAGAAAGGAGGGCAAUUGUCUCUCAACAAGUACUCAUGGAAUCGUGUGGCUAACAUGAUCUUCAUCGAACAGCCAGCUGGUGUUGGCUUCUCCCAAGGCCCUUCAAACAUGACCUAUGGCGACGCGGAAGCAGCCAAGGACAACAGAGCCUUCGUGCUUGGCUUUCUCAGUCGAUAUCCGAUGUAUAAGGACAAUGAUCUUUACUUGACCAGUGAGAGCUAUGGCGGUCAUUAUAUACCAACUCUGGCCAUGCUUUUGUUGGACCUUCCCAACUUCAAGGGCUUUGCUGUUGGAAAUCCUCUCACAUGGAUGCCGUAUCGCGACUACGGUCAGUACGCUGCUUAUGCUUCCCGACAGCUGAUACCUAAACCCCUUUGGGAUCGUUUUGUUGCCUUGGGGUGUUUCUUAUUCCCAAGUGCUAAUCAAACAGACUGCGACAGCAUGACAGCCAGCAUGGAUGCGAUGACUGCCAAUAUGGAUCCCUAUGCUCUUGACUUCCCGAUCUGUCAAACCCCUUCACUGGCUUCAGGAAGAACGGAGAGAUAUCUUCUGCUCAAGAAGAUAGCUUCAGCCGACAAGAAACAACGGAAAACAUUGAGUGGAUAUUUCCCCAAAUACAAACCGUGCGUAGAUGAUUACAUGACGCAGUACCUCAAUCGAAAGGAUGUUCAGAAGGCCAUUCAUGUGUCGAAUCCUGGAAGCGUGACUUGGAGCGUUUGUAGUGACGUUGUAAACGAAGCGUACAAUCCCAAAGACGUUGCUGCACCGAUGAUGGGUGUAUACAACGAACUGAUUAAGCAUGGUGGUUUGAAAAUGAUGAUAUAUUCGGGAGAUGAUGACUCGAUAUGUUCGACUGCCGGGGCGCAGAUGUGGAUCUGGGGCCUUGGGAAGCCCAUCGAAGAAUGGCAACAAUGGAGCUCUAAGGGCCAGGUCGCUGGUUUCACUGUCAAAUUUCCCGGCCUUCGAUUCACUACCGUGCAUGGAGCUGGACACAUGGUCCCAAGCACCCGCCCAAUGCAGGCAUAUGACAUGUUUGUCAAGUUUCUUGAGGACAGCUGGUAAAUCGCAAAGGCAAAUAUGUUCAAUCUGCAAUAUUUAGAGAAUGAGGUGGAGUCUACGCACCAAUACAUUAUCUUUUACUG